This is a messenger RNA of Diorhabda sublineata, 1625 nucleotides long. RefSeq names its product eukaryotic translation initiation factor 4B-like. Lineage: Eukaryota; Metazoa; Arthropoda; Insecta; Coleoptera; Chrysomelidae. The record is from RefSeq and is a predicted model, not a curated record. The coding region runs from base 72 to 1586 and encodes 504 amino acids. The transcript is spliced from 10 exons. Gene Ontology annotation, molecular function: RNA binding.
AUUACCGGAAUUUCCUUUACGCACAUCAGUCAUUUUGACGUUAUUUGCUGGCAUUUCUCUCUUGUAGAAACAUGGCAUCGGGAAAAAAGGGGAAGAAAACCAAAGGAAAAACUUUGGCUCUAACUGAUUUUUUGCAAGAAACUACAGGAUCGAUUUCUGUACAACCCAUUCGUAAAUCAAAUCUCAAUUGGGCAGAUGAAGUAGAAGAUUACGAUGAUGUGAGAAAACCUGUCAAUGUAGUAUUACCCACUGCUCCCAAGGCUUCUAGAGAUUAUGAUGAUAUUAGUGAUAAGGUUCCUACAGAGCCACCGUUUUGUGCUUACCUUUCCAAUUUGCCUUAUGAUGUAGACGAAGAAGAAAUUACAGCAUUUUUCAGUAAUAUGAGGGUAGCAAAUAUGCGAAUACCCAAAGAUGACAGAGGAGGUGAAUCAAAAUCUAAGGGAUAUGGAUACAUAGAAUUUGAAGAUAGAGAAAGUCUAUUAGAUGCCCUUGUUAUGCGAGACACUACUCUCAAAAGUAGAAGAAUGCGGAUAGAAGUUGCCUCAAAUAUGGAAAAUGACAGGCGGAGAGGUGGUCGUAUGGAUAUGAAUCGUGAUAGACAGACAGAUCGUAGUGAUUCAUUUCCAGAUUGGCGAUCUGGACCGAGAACAUCGGAAAUGGACGAUCGUCGUUCUGGAUAUAAUAGGGACAGAGAUGGAGGAGGUGGUGGUUUCACCAGGGAAGGAAUGCGCGAUAGAGAUGAUAAAAGUUUUACGCGAGAAGGAAUGAGAGACCGAGAAAGCAAUAGAGAUUAUGGACGGGAUAGGGAGAGUAACAGAGAUUCAUAUAGAAGGGAUAAUGAUGACAGGUCAGGUGGUUGGAGAGAUGGUGAUAGACAGAAUAAUGAUAGAGGUUUAAAUCGUGAUCGAGCAAUGUACCGUGAUACAGACAGAGGGUCAGGCGGUAGGUAUGACGAUAGAGAUGAAAGAAGAGGAUAUGGUGGAAGAAGGUUCGACGAUCGAGAUAAAGGAUUUACGCGUAGAGAUGAUCGAGAUUCAGAGCUGCAAUCUUCUGAGCCACGUGAACGACCAAAGCUGGUGUUAACACCGCGUACUAAACCAGUAGAAAAUGUACCUGUAAAUAAAGAAACAGUGCCUUCAGCUUCAAUAUUUGGCAGUGCAAAACCUGUAGAUACAAGCCAGAGAGAAAGAGAAAUAGAAGAAAAAUUAGCAAGAGAAGCUGAUAAACCACGAGAGAAUAGUAAGGACAGAGAGAAAGAAAAAAAAUUGGAAGAUACCGAAAGAAAAAAUAUUGACAAAGAAAGAAAUAUAGCGCCACGUAAGGUAGAAGAUAGUCCUCAUAGAGAAAGGAAUACUAAGGAUGGACCUCCAAUGAAGAACUUUGACGACAGAAAAUUGCCCAAUAGAAACGAUCAAAGAUCACCAGAUAAAUCUGAAAAUAAGCACAAACAGGAUAAGGCUGACAAACCUAAAUGGGAGGAAAAGAGAGAGAGACAUGAUAAAGAAAUGCCAAAAUUGACUGAACCGGAACCUCCAAAUUUCACCGCCAAUAAUAAGUUCGCUUAUCUGCCGACAGAUUCCGAUUAACAAUAUGUGAUUAAAAAAAAGUGGUGUACAUAUUCAAUA